Molecule: messenger RNA, 3033 nt
Organism: Periophthalmus magnuspinnatus
Lineage: Eukaryota; Metazoa; Chordata; Actinopteri; Gobiiformes; Gobiidae
Gene: vps11
Product: VPS11 core subunit of CORVET and HOPS complexes
Exons: 16
Coding region: 28-2808 (926 amino acids)
Biological process (GO): intracellular protein transport; vesicle-mediated transport; vacuole organization
Cellular component (GO): endosome; HOPS complex
Molecular function (GO): protein-macromolecule adaptor activity; protein binding
Source: RefSeq, a predicted model, not a curated record
UGACAACAACCUGACAGGCACAGCAAAAUGGCAGCGUUUUUACAGUGGAGGAAAUUUGUAUUUUUUGAUAAAGAGACAGUCAAAGACCCGGCGGAAAAUGGGAAGAACUUCGUGCUUCCCACUGGAAUAUCCGCCUGUGACUCGGGCCGGGGACAUAUUGUUCUGGCUGAUAUGGAUGGGAUGAUCUGGCUCCUGUCUCGCUCUCUGCAGUUGACUUGUUUUCAGGCAUACAAACUGCGGGUGACUCAUGUGUACCAGCUGAAACAGCACAGCAUCCUCGUGUCAGUGGGGCAGGACGAACAUGGAAUAAACCCUCUCGUAAAAGUGUGGAACUUGGACAAGAGAGACAGCGGAAAUCCACUUUGUACAAGAAUCUUUCCUGCAAUACCAGGAAAUAAACCCACAGAAGUGUCAUGUCUCAGUGUGCAUGAGAACCUCAACUUCAUGGCGAUAGGUUUCACAGACGGCAGUGUGGUUCUGACUAAAGGCGACAUCACCAGAGACCGACACAGUAAAACUCUGACCCUUCACGAGGGGCACAGUCCAGUCACAGGCCUGGCCUUCAGACAGGUCGCCAAAGUCACUCACCUGUUUGUGGUCACUCUGGAGAAGGUCUAUUGCUACACAUUGUCCAUUAAGGAAUACCCUAAACUAGAACUGGACACUCACGGAUGUGGCCUUCGGUGCUCGGCUCUGGCAGACCCCUCCCAGGAUUCACAGUUUAUUGUUGCCGGGGACGACUGUGUGUACUUGUACCAACCAGAUGAACGGGGACCCUGCUUUGCCUUUGAUGGACACAAGCUGUUGGCCCAUUGGCAUAGAGGAUACUUAUUCCUUCUUAUCAGAGAUGCCAAAUCCCCAAACAAGUCGGGAUUUGGGAGCAGAGAAAACUCGCCUUCAGAAAAACAGCUCCUGACCAUAUAUGACCUGGACAAUAAGUUUAUCGCCUACAGCGCCUCUUUUGACGAUGUCGUUGAUGUCGUCGCAGAGUGGGGGUCUUUCUACAUUCUGACGAGAGAUGGAAAGAUGUUUGUGCUCCAAGAAAAGGACACGCAAACAAAACUAGAGAUGCUGUUUAAGAAAAAUCUGUUUGUAAUGGCUAUAAACCUUGCAAAAAGCCAGCACCUGGACAGCGACGGUUUGUCUGAGAUCUUUAGACAGUACGGAGAUCAUCUUUACAUCAAGGGGGAUCACGAUGGGGCUAUUCAGCAGUACAUUCGAACCAUUGGGAAACUGGAGCCGUCUUAUGUCAUCAGAAAGUUCCUGGAUGCUCAGAGAAUACAUAAUCUGACUGCGUAUCUACAGGCGUUACACAGACAAUCUCUGGCCAAUGCGGAUCACACCACUCUGCUGCUUAACUGUUACACAAAACUUAAAGACAGCUCCAAACUAGAGGAGUUCAUCAAGACGAGUGAAGGCGAGGUGCACUUUGACGUGGAGAUCGCCAUCAAGGUUCUGCGCCAAGCCAGUUACCACAGCCACGCAGUUUUUCUGGCUGAAAAACAUGAUCACCAUGAAUGGUACCUGAAAAUCCAGCUAGAAGACCUGAAGAACUACCAGGAGGGUCUGCGUUACAUCGGGCGUCUGCCGUUUGACCAAGCUGAGAGCAACAUGAAGCGUUAUGGAAAGACCCUGAUGCACCAUGUCCCUGAAGGCACCACGCAGCUUCUGAAAGGCUUAUGCACAAACUACCAGCCCAGUGGAGACGCUAUAGACACAACCAGUCUGGACAGAGGUCGGGUAAACAAGGCUAAUUCUGAAGAGUUCAUUCCGAUUUUUGCCAAUAACCCCCGUGAGUUAAAAGCCUUCCUGGAACACAUGAUCGAGGUGGAGCCACGAUCGUCCCAAGGAGUUUAUGACACUUUACUGGAGCUCCGCCUUCAAGACUGGGCCCAUGAACGUGACCCUGAGAGAAAGAAAGUCCUGCAGGGGGAGGCGUUGUCACUGUUGAGGAGCGAUCACACAGUGUUUGACAAGGCCUUAGUUCUCUGUCAAAUGCACAACUUUAAGGAAGGCGUUCUAUAUCUGUAUGAGAAGGGCAAACUGUACCAGCAAAUCAUGCACUACCACAUGCAGAAUGAGGAGUAUGGGAAGGUGGUGGAGGCAUGUAAACGCUAUGGCGACCAGGACAGUUGCCUGUGGGAGCAGGCCCUCGGAUACUUUGCCCGAAAAGAGGAAGACUGCAAGGCUUACAUCAGUGAAGUGCUUCAGCACAUCGAUCAGAACAACCUGAUGCCUCCAUUACUGGUGGUACAGACAUUGGCACACAACUCUACUGCCACACUAUCAGUCAUUAAGGAUUACCUCAUCACCAAACUCCAGAGGGAAAGCCAACAGAUCGAGACUGAUGAGCGAAAAAUACGCCAAUAUCGAGAAGAAACUGCUCAUCUUCGGUCAGAAAUAGAAGAACUUAAAACAAGUGCCAAGAUUUUUCAGAAGACCAAGUGCAACAUGUGUAACAGCCCCCUGGAGCUGCCAUCAGUUCACUUCCUGUGUGGCCACUCUUUUCAUCAGCACUGCUUUGAGAGUUACGCAGAGAGUGAGGCCGAGUGUCCCACCUGUACUCCAGAGAACCGCAAAGUCAUGGAUAUGCUGCGUGCACAGGACCAGAAACGAGACCUACAUGAUCAUUUUAAUAAUCAGCUGCGUGCCUCUAAUGAUGGAUUCUCUGUUGUGGCCGAUUACUUUAGUCGUGGCGUGUUUAAUAAGAUCACACUGGUCACAGACCCUCCAGGCAGUAAAGGAGUGAGCAGCCUUGAAGCCAACCUCCAAAGAGAUCUGCUCAUCCACACCAAGAGGAAUAACUAGAAAGCUGCUCUCAUCUGACUGCAUCUGUAAUAUCUUUAUGAGCAUCUUUAUUAUUAUUAUGAGCAUCAUACUGACCUGAGCUGCCUGAGUGUCCCAGUUAAUCAGUCGCUUAUGUGACUGAUGAUUGACUUUCAUUUUAUACAAAAAAGUGUGAACUGUAUAAAUGUGCACAAAUGCAUCUUGUUCUUGAACACAGUCUUUGACUUCUACAUUGCACAGUCUUGA